Molecule: messenger RNA, 1443 nt
Organism: Paramecium tetraurelia
Lineage: Eukaryota; Ciliophora; Oligohymenophorea; Peniculida; Parameciidae
Exons: 4
Biological process (GO): protein autophosphorylation; autophagosome organization; autophagy
Cellular component (GO): cytoplasm; autophagosome
Molecular function (GO): ATP binding; protein serine/threonine kinase activity
Source: RefSeq, a predicted model, not a curated record
AUGAAGAGAUUUGAUCUAUUUUACGAGUUUUCUAAUCAAUAAUUAGGAUAAGGAGUGUUCGGAUAAGUUUAUUUAGCAAAGAAGAAAACCACUUAAGAAUAGGUGGCAGUCAAAAUUUUACCCAAAAAUAAUCAAUUGACCUUGAGUGAGAUUGAAAUUCUGAAUGAAUUAGUCAAACAUUCGCAUCCUGCCAUAGUGAGAAUAAUUGAUGUGUAUGAUCAGGGCACUCAAGUAUAUGUAGUUUAAGAAUUCUGUAAUAGUGGCACUCUAUUUGAUUUUAUGAAAAAGAAACCUCAAUAUUUGGGUGAGGAACAUUGCAUUGAGAUUCUGGAACAAGUUGCCCAAGGGUUAGAUUAUUUGCAUAAGAUCAAUAUUGUUCAUAGGGAUAUUAAACCAGAAAAUAUUUUAAGAACCACCUAUAAUGGCUAGAUUUACUAUAAGAUCUCAGAUUUUGGAUUGGGUUGUAUUGGUGAUGUCAAACUCACUUCUAAAUUUGGGACUGCCUACUAUGUUGCUCCUGAAAUCAUCGAUGGAAGAGCAGAAUUAUAUGGGUAUGAUAAAACAGUCGAUAUUUGGGCCUUGGGAUUAAUGUUUGACGAAUUGUUACAUGGCACUCCAUUUUUUGAUGGUCAUACUGAAGACGAAGUCUUUAUUAAAAUCAGGAAUGAACCCUACUAUCCAAGAAAGCAUGAAUAUUCAGGUAGCCGUUUGCCACCAAGAAAACAAAUAGUUGCUAACAUUCUUAUGGGAAUGAUUAAUAAAGAACCGAAUCAAAGGAAAUCGUUACCAUGGAUACUUGAUUUAAUAAGACAAUACAAGUAGAAUGUUAACAAUAGUUCCAUCUCUCUUUUAAAUUAAGUCCCCUUUACUUAAACGCCUAUUUCACCACUGUUGAUUAAUGAUUUAGAUGUUAUUCAAGACAGGAAAUCCAUUUAUCAACAAAAAUGUGCCAUACACAAUCAACCAGCCAUUUAUAGGAUGCCAAUUAAGGAUUAGGAUAUUGAUGUUUCAAGAAUAGUCUCUGCAUGUUCUAAAUGUUUAAGAAGCAUUGGAGUUUAUGAAUUGGAUACCUUAUAAAAGAAAGUUGACGAGGCCUUACGUAUAUUAACUAUGGAGAAUUUUGAUCAAUUCUUUACCUAGAGUUAUAUCAAAUAAGAAUUAAAGGAAAUGAGGGUAGAGGAUGAUUAAUUACAAUCAAAAUACGAUGCCAUCCUUAUGGAUUAAUAGAAAAAGGCUAAGGUAGAAUACACUACUAAGAUUAAGUAAUUGGUGAAUUUUAGAGAUAAGAAUUAUACAUCUGAUGAAUAAUGGCUGAUAUAUGUGGCAGAAAAACUGACAGAUUCAACUGAAAAUGAGUUUGUAUUAUACAUUAAGGAAGAUUUGGCUUAAUUUAGUGAACAUGGAGUUGAAGAUUGUAGGCAUCAGAUUAACUAAGUUCUUUGA